UUCCAUAUUGACUUUCUUAGAGCAAAGUGCUCUGUUCACUGCUGUGUGCCCCGCGGUGUUAUUGUGUACGGGGACGUUAAACGCAGUCGUUGGCUUGUUUGUUUUUAACGGAAAAUCAUAGAUUACGUUAUCCAGGUCCAGAUUUGCUCAUCGAGUGUGAAAGACAAGGAAUAUUCUGAUGGUGUGAAAUAAAAGACAUCGUAUUCAUGCCACGUUCCACUGCUCAGCUGUGUGCCCACUUGAUGCUUGACGUGCAUGCCAUGAAGUUACAGCAGCAGCACUGUCUUAGUGUUUCUGUGUGAGUGUAGUCCUACAACAGUUGCACCAUUCUGGCCUGCUGGUACAACUUCAUUAAGGUUGAUUCAAAGCACUGUUGCAUUUCAUUUGAAGAAACUUUUCAAGGACUGGUCCAUGGUGAGCUGAAGGAAAUAAACACAGAAAAUUGACACGUUCCCAUGUGCCACUUAUACACAUGGACUGACAUCAGGAGAAGAUAACUCAUAACGCAUCUUUACCUACAUCAGUGGUGUGCAGCCCCCUAUCUGUGUUAGAAAAUUGUAUGGUGAGAUAUUUCCCAGUUAUGUAAUCUUGAACGAAACUUUGAGAAUGAAUAGGAAUCAUCAAGUCUCAGCUGCUGGCAGUCAUGGGAAACAUGACUGUGGAAAUGAGCUACAAAUCAAGCAAGAAGUUUCUGAUGUGGAACAAAUUGAGGAAAAGUAUUCAUCCUCCCAGAAAAUACAGUAUACCUUGAAGGACUCCUUUGAUGCCAUAUGUAAUGCAAAUAUCAUGACACAUGCUGGAGAGAAAGCAGACAGAAGUGAUGAUGACAGCAAUUUAUCUGCAGGUGGUAAUGUCAAGGGCGAUGCCAUUGUCUACACUACAAAGAGUGGAUACAGUUGUGGUGUUUGUGGCAAAACAUUUGCACGUGCUAGUGCUUGUAAGAGGCACACAGCAGUGCACAGUGAUGAAAGACCACACAGAUAUAAUGUUAGUGGACUAGCCUUUGCUCAGGUUAGUAAUAUCGAAAGACAUCAAGCUGUACACUCUGAUGAUAAAGUACACAAAUGCGAAAUUUGUGGCAACUCUUUUACUCAGUUGGGUUAUCUCAAAAUGCACGCAUUAAUACACACUGGAAUGACACCCCACAGGUGUGAUGUAUGUGGCAAAUUUUUUACUCAGUUGAGUACCCUAAAGAGUCAUUCAUUGGUACACACUCCAAAAGAACCCCACAAAUGUGAUAUCUGUGGCAAAUCUUUUGCUGAGUUAGAUGCUUUCAAGGCCCACGCAUUGAUACACACAGGGAAGAAACCACAUAAAUGCGAAAUAUGUGGCAAAUCUUUUGAUGAGCUAAGUGCUCUCAACAAGCACGAAUUGAAACACAGCGGAAAGAACCCAUACAUUUGUGACAUUUGUGGAAAAGAUUUUGCUCUGUUGGCCAGUCUGAAAAGGCAUUUUGCAGUACAUACUGGAUACAAACCACAUCAGUGUCAAAUUUGUGGAAAAGCAUUUACUGAUUUGGGACAUCUCAAAGUCCAUGUCAUAAUACACACUGGAGAGAGGCCUCACAAAUGUGAUGUUUGUGGCAAAACUUUUUCCCAUUUGAGCAGUCUGAAGAGGCAUGUAGGAUUACACACAAAUGUGCCACUUGAGGCAAAUAAACUUUGUUAACUGGUGUCUGCAAGGUUCUUACAACAAUGCACAUUGGAGGAAGAUCAUGCAUUUGUAAUAUGUAGGAAAUCAUUGGUGCUAAUAUUUUGAAGACACGUGUGUUGAAUUGUGAUAGAGGGAGAUCAAAGAAACUGUGACAGCAUUGCAAAUCCCUUAAUACAGUUUGACAUUUCCAGAAGUUGCUGUUCUAACUGCUACAGAGGGGUCAUACAAACUUGUCUCUAAUUAAUACUUCAAUGUACCUACUGAAGUUGAGAACAGAACUUGGUUGUUUUGUAAGAAAUCCUUUAUCUACUUUGGGAAUUAUAAGCUGUUUUGUCACUUAGAAUUCAACAAAAGCUUGUAUCUUAAGAAUCUUGAUGCUGUACAUACUAUGCUGAAAUAUAUUUGUUGUGUAUCCUUCACUUUGGCUAGUCAUCUUAACACUGGUGAAGACCACAGAAGUAGUGCUGUGUAUGUAAGUAAAAUAUAUGUAUGUGUGUACUGUUUGUGGUUAUCAUAUAUUAUAAAAUGGGUGUUAAUGAUAUGCAUCUUCAAGGAAGAAUGGAAGUCAGCUGCUGUUUAUACCCAUACACUACUGUCUUUUAGGGAGCUGUAUUUCGUGUGAAAUGCUUUUGUUUUUUUAAAAGUUCAGCUCAUGAUUCAAGGCUCAUAGAGAUUAGUGAGAAUUUUAAUUGCUUUCUUAUAUUUGGAAUCUGAUGUCAUACUGUAUUUUGAAUAAACAUGAGGUUUCCAAAAAUA
This is a messenger RNA of Schistocerca gregaria, 2409 nucleotides long. RefSeq names its product zinc finger protein 239-like. The record is from RefSeq and is a predicted model, not a curated record. The transcript is spliced from 4 exons. Lineage: Eukaryota; Metazoa; Arthropoda; Insecta; Orthoptera; Acrididae. The coding region runs from base 607 to 1668 and encodes 353 amino acids. Gene Ontology annotation, cellular component: nucleus.